Messenger RNA from Blepharisma stoltei, 1188 nucleotides. The record is from the annotation of a GenBank genome assembly. Lineage: Eukaryota; Ciliophora; Heterotrichea; Heterotrichida; Blepharismidae.
AUGGAAGAACAAAAGGAAAGGCCUGCAUUUAGGAAUUUAAGAAUUGAUACAGCAAGGUAUCAAUAUCUAGGACUGUGGGAAGAGCUCAGGAUUCCUCCUCCUCUCCCACCAAGGCGAUGUCAUCACUCAGCAGUCAUGAUACAAAACAAAAUGUACAUCUAUGGAGGCCAAGAUGUGCACAUAGGAGUUCUAGGAGAUUUAUGGGUUCUUAAUAUAGAUCCUUCUUCUUCCUCAAAUGAACUCUGGACUGAAUUGCAUCCAUCUGGUGACCUCCCAGGGCCUUUAUGUCGUCAUUCUGCAAUAUCUAGAGGAAAUCUGAUCUACUUAUUCGGAGGGACAAAUAAUUCAGUCGAAAAUAGCAGCAUUUAUGUACUUAACACUGAAAACUUAGUAUGAACCAAAAUUAAUCCAAGCUCAGAGCAGCCUCCAGCUAUAGAUUCACAUAGUGCUUGCUUUAAUGAAGCUGACAAUACAAUGAUUAUUUUUGGAGGGUAUAUUAAUGGAGUCCACAGCAAUGAACUUUAUAUCUAUAAUAUACAAGCAAAUGAAUGAAGCCGCCCAAACUCUCAAAGAAAGCCUGACCCUAGAUCUGAUCACAGUGCAGUCAUUUAUCAAAAUUAUAUGUGGGUCUAUGGUGGAUCAAGUGAAAGUGAACGCCUAAGCGAUUUUUGAAGACUUAACCUAAGAAACCUACAGUGGGAAUUAGUUCAGUCUGAAGGGAUUUCCCCAGGCACUGUAUCAGGGCACUCAGUUUGUGUGUGUGGAGACGUGAUGCUUGUAUUUGGAGGGAUAAGAGAAAUUAUUAAAGAAACCAACUCAAUGUACACCUAUGACUUUUCUUCAAAUAAGUGGCUUAUGAUACAGCACGAAACGCAAAUAAAAGACCCUUUAUCACCUAGUGAGAUAGAAAAUUAUAGGAAAUUGGCAAAACAAAGACAUACAGUUCAGUAUUCAAGUAAAGAGGAGUCUGCAAAAGCAGAUUUAACGAAGCAAAGAUCAGCAGUCGUUGGAGCACAAACCCAAGGAAGGGUAAAAGGGAUUGUGCCACACUCCAGAGAUGGGCAUUCUUCAAUAGUGUUUGAAGGAGGGAUGUAUGUAUUUGCAGGGGAUAGGCAUCAGAUGUCAUUUAACGACGUUUACUGCUACUCGAUUCAAGAACAGGUACUAAAAACACCUGUAGCUAUUUAA